Messenger RNA from Cheilinus undulatus (humphead wrasse), 530 nucleotides. It is a transcript of the gene gal, whose product is annotated as galanin/GMAP prepropeptide. Lineage: Eukaryota; Metazoa; Chordata; Actinopteri; Labriformes; Labridae. Gene Ontology annotation, molecular function: hormone activity. Gene Ontology annotation, cellular component: extracellular region. Bases 39 to 395 code for a protein of 118 amino acids. The transcript is spliced from 6 exons. The record is from RefSeq and is a predicted model, not a curated record.
CAGACUCACUGCUGAAACACGCCGAGACAAAGACAAAGAUGCAGAGGUGUUUGGGUUUCUUCUGCGUCUCUCUGAUCUUCUGUGCAGCUCUCUCUGAGACCAUCGGGCUCGUCAUCGCGGCCAAGGAGAAGCGAGGCUGGACUCUGAACAGCGCUGGGUACCUGUUAGGCCCACAUGGGAUCGAUGGACACCGGACCCUCGGAGACAAACCCGGCCUGGCUGGGAAGAGGGACAUGGGCCAGGACGAGGACUUCAGAACAGGUUCCCUGAGAAUAGCCGACGGAGACGUCAUCCACACCAUCAUUGACUUCCUGUCCUACCUCAAACUUAAAGAGUUGGGCGCCUUGGACACCAUGCCGGCCUCCGUGACAUCAGAAGAACUGGCCAAUCCCUGAAGCCUGAGUCUCCGUGUGGGCGUGGCCCGCCUGCGUCCAAACGUCCGAUUCUUCAAGCCGCAGUCGUGUCCGGGGUCAGAUCUUUGUGCUGCUGUAAAUAAAUCCUCUAACGACGGUGGAUAUUAAACAACAACG